AGAAAACUUGGAUAGAGAAAACAUUUUGCAAACGGGAAUGUAUCUUUGUAAUUCCCAGCACAAAAGACCCCAACAGGUGUUGCUGUGGCCAACUCACCAAUCAGCAUAUUCCCCCUCUGCCAAGUGUAACUCCCAGCAAAAAUGAAGAGGACAACAAACAGGCAGAGACUCAGCCUGAAAAAUGGUCUGUUGGCAAACACACCCAGAGCUACCCAACAGAUUCCUAUGGAAUUCUUGAAUUCCAGGGUGGUGGAUACUUCAAUAAAGCCAUGUAUAUCCGUGUAUCCUAUGACACCAAGCCAGAUUCCCUGCUUCAUCUUAUGGUGAAAGACUGGCAGCUGGAACUCCCCAAGCUAUUAAUAUCGGUACAUGGAGGCCUCCAGAACUUUGAAAUGCAGUCCAAAUUGAAGCAGGUGUUUGGGAAAGGUCUGAUCAAGGCCGCCAUGACCACGGGGGCCUGGAUCUUCACAGGGGGCAUCAGCACAGGUGUCAUCAGCCAUGUGGGGGAUGCCUUGAAAGACCACUCCUCCAAGUCCAGAGGCCGGGUCUGUACUAUAGGCAUUGCUCCGUGGGGCAUGGUGGAGAACAAGGAAGACCUGGUUGGGAAGGAUGUAACAAGAGUGUACCAGACCAUGUCCAACCCUCUGAGUAAGCUGUCUCUGCUCAACAACUCCCACACUCACUUCAUCCUGGCUGACAAUGGCACUUUGGGCAAGUAUGGUGCUGAGGUGAAGCUGCGAAGGCAGCUGGAAAAGCAUAUCUCUCUGCAGAAGAUCAACACAAGACUGGGGCAGGGUGUGCCAGUCGUGGGUCUCGUGGUGGAAGGGGGCCCUAACGUGGUUUCUGUUGUCUUGGAAUACCUCCGAGAAGACCCUCCUGUCCCUGUGGUGGUUUGUGACGGCAGCGGACGAGCCUCAGACAUUUUGUCCUUUGCACACAAGUACUGUGAAGAAGGAGGGUAGGAUUUCUGUCAUGUGACAAAGGGUGGGGUAAUAAGUGACUCCCUCAGGGAUCAACUGCUAGUCACCAUUCAGAAAACAUUUAAUUACAGCAAGACCCAAUCACACCAGCUGUUUGCGAUAAUCAUGGAGUGCAUGAAGAAGAAAGAACUCGUCACGGUGUUUAGAAUGGGUUCAGAGGGUCAGCAAGAUGUCGAGAUGGCAAUUUUAACUGCCCUGCUGAAAGGAACCAAUGCGUCCGCUCCAGAUCAGCUGAGCUUGGCAUUGGCUUGGAAUCGCGUUGACAUAGCACGAAGCCAAAUCUUUGUCUUUGGACCCCACUGGCCGGUAAACUGCCUUUCAAUUCAUAUUACUUAUCAUGACUUCAUACAGAUGAUAUAUUAGUGUGUCCUCCCUUGUGACAUGGAUUUCAGAAAAUGAUCUUUGGUUUCUGACAAUCUGAUAGGCCAUCUGUUAAGAUUAUUAGAUCUUGCUGUUUAAUUUGAGAGAACUCAAAGAAGCAAGAGCUAUAAACACUAAUUCCACCUUCAAACCUGUCUUCUUAAAGAAACUAACCACAAGAUGUUUUACCACUGGCAGUGAAAAUGCUUUCUUUUUCUUUUAAAGAAAAGAAGAAGAUAAUUGCUCAUUAAAAUU
Molecule: messenger RNA, 1595 nt
Organism: Castor canadensis (American beaver)
Lineage: Eukaryota; Metazoa; Chordata; Mammalia; Rodentia; Castoridae
Source: RefSeq, a predicted model, not a curated record